This is a messenger RNA of Hibiscus syriacus, 894 nucleotides long. RefSeq lists its product as uncharacterized. Lineage: Eukaryota; Viridiplantae; Streptophyta; Magnoliopsida; Malvales; Malvaceae. Gene Ontology annotation, molecular function: RNA-DNA hybrid ribonuclease activity; nucleic acid binding. The record is from RefSeq and is a predicted model, not a curated record. The coding region runs from base 1 to 894 and encodes 297 amino acids. The transcript has a single exon.
AUGUUUGGCAAGUUGCACAUCAAAGAGGAGCUGUCGAAGAGAGGAGUGGCUGGGAUUGAGGACCUCUUAUGCCCGAUGUGUGGGAAGGGGGAGGAGUCGAUUUCACAUUUGUUUUUGCAUUGUGAGGUGGUUUGGGUUCUGUGGUCUAGAUUUUUUAGGGGCUGGAAUGUUUCUUUUGUGGUUCCUAAUAAGGUGAUUGACUUCUUAAUUUUGUGGGAUGAGUUAAUUCCGAGAUCUACAAUUUGGAAAUUCAUUCCAAGGGCGGUGUUGUGGUCGGUUUGGAAAUGUAGGAACGAGAUUAUUUUCCAAAAAGGGAAAGUGGAUUCUGCACUGCUGUUCUUUCUUGCUAGAUUCAGAACUGUUUCUUGGUUUGAGGCGAGCUUCAAGGAUAUUAAUAUUCCUUUCGAUUCUCUAGUUGGGGAUUUAAAAUUGGCAGACUCGAUUGGAAGACAGAAUCAUAGGAGCGUUGCUACUUCUCGGUGGGUACCUCCGCCAGAAGGUUUCAUUAAACUUAAUGUUGAUGGGGCAAUGGUUAAGGGAUGGGACAAAGGAGGAAUAGGCGGUCUGAUUAGGGAUGACAGAGGUUUGAAACUAGGAACUUUCUCUGAAAAAAUUGGAGGAGGACCUCCUAUUCUUGCAGAGUUGUUGGCGAUCAAAAGAGGUUUAAGUCUCAUUGAAGAGUUGAGAUCUUUUCCAACUCAGAGGAUUAUCUUGGAAUCAGACUCGACCACGGCCCUCAAGUGGAUUAAAAAUCCAGAUGUAUGUAUCCCGUUGUUUCAGUCCUUGGUAAGAGGCGUAGCUACUUAUGUGGAAGGAAAGGGUAUCAUCUCAAGACAUAUUGUGAGAGCUGCUAACUGGGAAGUAGAUGAGUUGGCAAAAGCUGGUAUAGGAUGA